CCGCGGCCCGGCCCGCCCUGCCCUCCCCCCAGCACCCCGCGAGGAACAGCUCCGUGCAGCUUGCGGCACCGCAUUGAAGGGGGAGAGAGGGAGAAGAGAGACGAGAGGGGAGGAAGGAGGGAAGGAAGCAGCCCGCCUGGUCGGGUUACCGAGAGCAAUACGGGAGCUUCCAGGACAAACUGAAUCUUUCCCAAAAAUAGCUCUUCCAGGGUUAGGCUCUUUUUUUCUUUUAUUCUUUUUUUUUUUUUUUUUUUUUCCCUUUCAGCCGAGCGCACAGGAGAGGUGCCCCCUCCCAGCGUGCACCCGACCCGCCGGCCUGAGGGGCACCCGCAGCACAGCCGGCAGAAUGUACCAGGGCCACAUGCAGGCAGUAGGUGAAACCUUGAAGAAAAAGUGGCUCUGUCUUCAAAAAAGUGACCUGACCUUUGCUUUGGGAAAAGGCUCUAGGGCGGCAGAUAAGGCUGUUGCCAUGGUGAUGAAGGAGAUUCCGAGGGAUGAGGCUGCAGAGGAAAAGCCCCUCCUCACUAUGGCGUCACAGCUAGUGAAUGAGCAACAAGAAAGCAGACCCCUCCUGAGUCCCUCCAUUGAUGACUUUCUCUGUGAAACUAAACCAGAAGCUGUUGCAAGGCCUGUAACUUCAAAUACUGCAGUAUUAUCAACAGGUCUGGAUCUCUUGGAUCUUAGUGAACCUGCCUUACAAACCCAAAACAAAGCAAAGAAAUCAGAGAAUCCAUCAAGAGGUGAAGGCUUAAAAACUUCAACCCACAGAAAGAAGACAGACAAUUCUGACCUUAUCAAUGUGGAUACUGAACAGAAAGUUCAGACUGUCAGAGUUUCAGACAAGUCUUCACUAGAUUUAGUUGAUAUUCAGACACAGAUUGAGAAAUGGGAUGAUGUCAAUUUUCCUGGAGACAGGAGUUGCAAGGUCCAUCCUUCUGCCGAACGGACGUCAACAUCAUCGUCUAGAGCUCCAUCAAAAGAGCUUUUAUGGUCCACAGAAAAUAGAUCACAGUCUGAGCUGACUAAUGUCAAGAACGCUUUCGACGCUGAUUCAACAUCAGAACUAGAAGUAGCACCUGCAAUACAGGUGCGAUCAACUAAGGAGCAGCGUUGGGGAGGGCCUCUUCUCUCAAGAAAUCACUCACUAGAAGAGGAAUUUGAAAGAGCAAAGGCAGCUGUAGAGUCAGACACAGAGUUCUGGGAUAAAAUGCAAGCAGAAUGGGAAGAAAUGGCUCGCAGGAACUGGAUUUCAGAGAACCAGGAAACACCAGGGCAGGUCACCAUCUCUACAAUUGAGAAGGGAUAUUAUUUCCAUACAGAAAAUCCUUUCAAAGACUGGCCAGGUGCUUUUGAGGAAGGACUGAAAAAAAUGAAAGAAGGUGACCUGCCCGUUACAAUCCUGUACCUGGAGGCUGCUAUUCUACAGGAGCCCAAUGAUGCAGAGGCCUGGCAGUUCCUGGGCAUAACACAGGCAGAGAAUGAAAAUGAGCAAGCAGCCAUUGUCGCCCUCCAAAGGUGCUUGGAACUGCAGCCAAAUAACCUAAAAGCUCUGAUGGCAUUAGCUGUCAGUUAUACUAACACAGGCCAUCAACAGGAAGCCUACCAAGCUCUAAGAAACUGGAUAAAGCAAAAUCCAAAGUACAAGUAUAUUGCGAAAAGCAAAAAAGGGUCCCCAGCACUCACCAGGAGAAUGUCCAAGACCUCAGAUGAAAGCUCAUUACUUGAAGAAGUAAAGGAUUUAUACCUGGAGGCUGCUCACCAGAAUGGUGACAUGAUAGACCCUGACUUGCAGACAGGACUUGGAGUUCUUUUCCACCUGAAUGGAGAAUUUAACAGAGCAAUAGAUGCAUUUAGUGCUGCUUUAACUGUUCGGCCAGAGGACUACACGUUAUGGAACCGUCUUGGGGCAACCCUGGCAAAUGGGGAUCGAAGCGAAGAAGCCGUUGAGGCCUACACACGUGCUUUAGAAAUACAACCUGGCUUCAUCAGGUCCAGAUACAAUUUAGGCAUAAGCUGCAUCAACUUAGGAGCGUACAGAGAGGCCGUCAGCAAUUUUCUCACUGCUCUCAGUUUGCAAAGGAAGAGCAGGAAUCAACAGCAGGUUCCCCAUCCUGCUCUAUCAGGCAAUAUUUGGGCAGCACUUCGAAUUGCUCUGUCUAUGAUGGACCAGCCAGAACUAUUUCAAGCUGCCAAUGUGGGCGAUCUAGACAUUCUAUUAAGAGCUUUUAAUCUGGAGCCGUAAUACCAAGCAUCCACACAUUAAGUUACAUUAGGAAGCAGAGAACUCUUUUAUUACUCAUCUCAAAAUGACCACAAUUUAGAAAAGAUCACGGCUGUAGAUCACUAGGGGAAUCCUCUCAGAUGUUAAUCAAAAAAGAAAAGUUCAAAAGCACAAAAUAUUCUAAAUAUGCUCAGACUCAAAGGAUCCAAAUGAGCAGCAGCUGAUCUGACAAAGCCCUGAAUUAGAUGAAGAUCUUCAUCCCAUGCAAGCUCUCUCUCUAUAUACACACACGGCUAUACAAAGAAAUACAUGAAAAACAAACCUAGAUAAUUAUUAUCACACAUUAAAAUGGCAAACAACACAUCCAAGGAACCUGCUUAAUACCUCACCACACUAUGCCGACAUCACUUUGCCGUACAACAUGAAUUCUUCAUCCUUUGCUUUCUCUGAAACAUCUUCUCAAGGUCCAUCUUUAACUUAGCUCUGAAAACAGAUGCAUGCAAAAUGGAUGUAUUUUGUUUUGAAUGUAUUUAUGAAUCGGCAUUCAAGAAAAUCUUUGCUUCUGAAGGUACCCUGAUUAAUUUGGGCCAAGUUUGGUGUAAACCACGUGCGAUAUUAACAGGAAGACUGUACAUGGAGGUCUAUGAGAUUAGACCAUGUAUAUAUUGAAAGGACAGCUGUUGCAAGCAGAAGCAGUAAUUUGCACUAGAAUUGUUGCUGUUUAAACCAGCUACUCCUGAUCGUGGACAGAGAAUGUCUGCUUCAAAGGAGCUCGCAGCAGGAUCUGUCAGUGUGUACUUAUGCACUUUAACCUUUCUUUUUGUAAAAUUGUGCUAUGAGUUAUUUUUAUUUUAAUUACUAAAUACAGAAUAUACAGGAUAGCCUUGUUGGCAUAGAGGACCAAAUAUCAUUUCCUGAAAUGUGAUAAGAGGGUUUUCAAAAUUCUUAUGUUUAAAUGAUGCAAAUACAAUAUAAACUGCAAUAUCUAUUAGAUUAUUCUAUAAUGCAUCAGGUACUACAUAUGCAUGCAUGUGCAUGCACAUAUUAUGUGUAUUAUAUCAUUCAGAACAUAUUAAGCCACAGAGCACUUUUGCAAAUAAAGAGAAGUCUUCAUAGGAGCUCAUACCUGCAAAGCAUGCUCAAGGGAAAGUUUUUGCUGAGAAGUAUCCUCUAUUUUAUGCUUGUACGAUCGGGACUGAGAUCCAAUCCUGCUGUUGUGGCAAACAGUAGUGAGAAGUUUCAGUGACAUCUAUCUCAGCAGGAUAAAUGCUUAGAUAACGCCAGUAUUCCUAGCUACUUAAAAAUAUAUACGCGUAUCGUUUUAAGUUUUCCCUGCUUGGAUGAAUGGGGAACAGAAUCAAGGGAUGGGGCUGCAGUGUUACUCAACAAAUUGAUUGAUUUUGGUACAAUGCAAACAGGCUUAGAUCAAGAUAAACACAUCAGUCAAAUACAGGAACACAUAUAUUUCUAAGGGGAUUCAUUUUCAGUUAUUGGUAUUUUUACUACUUCACCAGUAUGAGCUGAAGUUUCUUGCAGCUGUCUGUUAUUUUGAGCAGCCACUUAAAGGAAAAUUCCAUCUCAGUGCAAUCACUGCACCUAAUUACCAGCACAAUUGGUUGAAAUAAUCAUUUCUUAUAAAAAAUAAGAGGCUUACCUCUCAUUCAUGCCCACAGAAUAGAGGUGCUGAAACAGCUACAAGAACUUACUCAUAGUGCUCUGUUAAUUCAUUGUUUAUAUACAUCCCUAUUUAUUUAUCAAGCAUAUAAUGACUUUAUUUCUUCUAUUUUCUCUAAGGACCAGUUAUCAAAGACUGACUGGGAAUGACAUUUUAGCUAAGCAUGCUGCUGUACACAUAUCUGCUGACAACAGUUUGCUCUUUGCUUUGGCAGCGAUGUGUGAUGACGGCCCCGUACCGAUAAGGCAGAGCAGAAGGUGCAUUGCAAUUGAAUCUGGGAGGUGAUAAGAGGGAAGGGAGGCAGCUUUGAGAAGAGAUCGUAAACCAAAGGCAUAUGUGCUUAGAUUUUGCUUGAUGCCCUACCAUGACAUGAGUCCUUCUAGAAUAUCCUCUGUGCUGAAGGAUAACCAGGGAUUACCCAGAGGAAUGAGCUGCUCAAUAAAUAUAUUUUAAUACCUUUCAAAUAAAAAACCCCUCAAGUCAGAAUAACAAGGAACAUUUGAUAUUGAUGACAGUUUACUAAACCUCUAUUUUUUUUCCUUAGCACAUGUAUGACUAACACAGAAAUUUUGUUAGGAAAACCUGUUGGGCAGCCUCUGUGUCAGACUUCCCUGCGCUCCUCAGCUGUUGGUACUUCUAGGUUCAGUGCUGUAUUCUGGGCCUUACUUUUCUCCUUUAAGCCCCCACCACCAAAACACUGUCAGCACAGGACAGGACUCCACGUGGCUCUGGUCUGACCUCCUCAUGGUCAGGAGGCUGCAGACUCUGUAAUUCCAUCCAGCCAUGAGGCAGGAUAAAUAAGGCUGCUGAACAGUAGCAGAUUGAGUUUGAGAGUGAGAGACAGGAAAUCUGGGUCUUCAUCUCAUUGCUCCCUGCGAGUUCUUCCAGUCAACAACUCCUCCUAUCCCCUACUCAUUCAGGUGUGCAAGGAAGGAAGGGCAGACAGCCACUGUGCACUGUAGAACUGCAUAAAGGCAGAGGAAUGCUGUUGUCUCACAGACAGUGUAUGUAGGGUCACCCACAUAAACUCAGAGGAGGCAAUACAAGAAUAUGGUUACUCAGAUCCAGGAUGCAGUUUUACUUAAAGACUAGAAUUUGAGCAGAGAUGAGACCCUGAGACAGUCCAGGGUGACAACAGCACAGCACCUCCAAGCUGAUGCUAAAUUAGUGCUGUGAUAAGUUUAUCAUCACCUCCCACUCCUGCUUCCCCUUCUUGCUACUCCCCUCUUUCUCCAGAGGUAAUGCAUGACUGCCAGGUAAUUGACUGCAAGCUUUUCAGUCAUUCCUCUGUCUUAUCUAUUUCAUGCAAGAAGCACUUUCCUAACGCAAACUUUUGACUGUCCCUCCCCUCUGCCAAGAUUUAUGAGUAUUCAUAACAAGUCUGAUCCAUGAAGCUGACGAACACUCAAAGUCUGUGGUCUUUGCAUGAUUAGCUCAAACACAGUCAGCAGAUGAGGGCUGCCUUCUGAUAGCACUGUACGUGCUGAACAGUCACCAGAACCAAAGGGAUUAUUUACAGAGCGAGGCUUUACAAUGAAAGCAACAGGCUCAUUUCUUGCUGAUCUUUUUAAACUGUAAUGACUCUAAAACCCUUGUUUCAAUAGACUGGUUUAUGUUUGUUUAAAGUGUGGAUUUGAUCUCUAGGUAAAUACAAACAUAUCUGUAUGUAAUGGUAUUUUCUUAAGAUCUGUUAAAUCAGAGCACUCCUGCAACUAUCCAAGGGAAGGUUCCAAUACUCCUAAACUUCCUAUGGCAAUAUUGCAUGCAACUACACCAACAAAUAACUGUACUGAAAUACUAAUAUACAGCAUGUGGUGCUGCUACCUGAGUAUAUGUUUAGAGAAUGCAUGCAGAGGGUGCACACAUAGGGUAUUUUUAAUCUAUUAAUCAAUAUCUUCUGUGGAUACUUUAAAAGCGAUUUAUAUCUGCCAAAUUCAAGACCGAGUUCAGGUUAUUUGGAACAGUUCAAACAAAACAGAGCCCUUUUAAAACCUCAACCUCAGAAAUCACCGUAGUGUGGAUUUCAUGUUUAAUUGGUGACAGACAUCCACAGCAAGACUGUCUGCACACAAGUUCUGGUAUCUUCUUAAAAAUCAAAAAGUGAGCAUGCACAGCCUUCACCUGUCAGCCUUCAGCCUUCACAAUCAGCUGAGUGAUUGGAUUUACACAUUUCCCUUAUGAGUUUAAACUAGAUAGCACUAAACCAGAGAAAGAUUCCCACAAUCACUGAAGCCACUGUUGUCUUGUGUGCACUUACCAUGGCCAGGCUUCCCAACCUUGUCCGCUAGCUCUGAAGGAUGCCUGUCCCUCUGACUGUUCUGGUUUAAACAUGUAGAUGUAAAACUUCACCACGCUGACAAUCUCCUGCAUCCACCAAUUCCAGCUGCGGAUGCCUGACUCGGCUGAAAGCUCAACACAAUUUAGGGCCAAUUUAGAAAACCUGGGCUUGUCCAUCAGGUGGGCAGGAGGAUCUCAGCAGCACCAACAGAUCAGCCAGGUGAUCCUACCAACAUCUGUAGAGCACAGGCCUCCACGUCAGGAGUAAUAACCAAUGAAUUAUCCACAGCCAGAGGCCUAAAUCAUUGCCUGUCAGAGCCCAUGGGAAUUGGGACUGUCACACAGAUUGGCUGUAGGUCUCUCUUGUCUGAAUGUGAGUCUGCAAAAUGAGACACAUUAGUUACUUCACAUAAUAAUCUGCACAGUUAAAGAGAUUUCUGGUCAGCAGUGUUGUCAAUUUUGCAGUCUGUGCAGCGAAUCUAUGUUGUAAGUGCUUAUAAUACAGAGCAUUUACAGAUAGAAGUGGCAGGCAGAAAAAUGCACUGCACAUUGUGAAAAUAACUGGUGGUUUAGGCCAUACGCAAUAUGGUAUUAUCUAUUAUUCAAACCUCAUCUAGGCUAGACAUCAGAUUACUUCAGUAUAGUUCUAUUUCUAUUUCUGGACUGCUGAAAUGUAUCAGAGACAAGAGUACCAUGCAUGAAGUGACCAGUGAUGCUUUGAACAAACCUAAGCAAAAGGAUAAACAAGCAUGGCCCAGGACCCAGGAAGGUGUCAGAGCCUCAGCCCACAGGCAAUAGGUGCUGUGCAUGGAGAGAGACAGAAGGAAUACUGAGCUGUAACUUUACAAGGAAUACUGAGCUGUAACUUUACAAAUGCCUGUACAUGUGACAGCAAGCUUGCAUGGUCAAGACUUAAUGUGCUUUGAUCUUUUUUUUCCCCUUCCACAUCUACAGACUGUCACUCACAUUGGCUAGAACUUUAAUUUAAACUGCCUUUUUAAUAUCAGCAAUUAUUGUAAAUUCAGAAAAAUCAAAACAUUUAUAAAUAUAUUUUAUAUAUCAGAGUAUAACAUAUCUAAAGUAAAAUAAAACUAUAUAGUUUUGCAUUCUGUGCAGCUGCUUCUAUAUGCUGUAAACUGUUUGAAAACCUUUGCAAUCUUGCAUUCUUUUUUUGGCUUUAUUUUUAAGCCAACAUACAAGAAAGAAGAGACUGUAGGGUUGGCAGAUACUUUCACCUUGGCUACCUGAAGAGCUCUGCUGCCGUGCAGACUUGCGUGGUUCACUUCAUAUUUCCUAUUGGUGGGCAAGUGUACGUGCAAGGCAUGGCAGUGAGGUGGACGUGGAGGUGGGAGUUCAGCCCUACUCCUGAAUGUUUACAUUCCGUUACAAAGGUCCAUACAGACUCAGACUGAGAAUCCGAGUCUGAAAGAACGUACAGAGUUUUAAAAUGUUUCUUAUGACAAAUAAUUCACCUCUCUAAUCCCAGUGCAUUAUCAGCUGUGUACAACAUCCAACACAGAACUGUAGUUUACUGAUGCUUUAAUUUGUUGUUCCCUUGCACUGCUCUUUAAAAUAGUUGAUUUUUGAAGAAAUAAAUAGAUUAUUACGUGCAUACUGGAUGUGUUAAAUUUAUUAAGCUCAUAAUUACUAUUUGCAGAGCACCAUUUAAUGUAGUAUUUUUGUACUGUAAUGGAAGCAUGCCUUCCUUGGGUUCUUUUCCACAUAAUAAAUUGUAUUUAUUUAUCUGUAUUUAUAUCUGUGCAAUUUUUAAAUAUGUUUUAAAAAAAUAAAACUUUGUCUGUGGCUUCAAACAUU
Molecule: messenger RNA, 7988 nt
Organism: Coturnix japonica (Japanese quail)
Lineage: Eukaryota; Metazoa; Chordata; Aves; Galliformes; Phasianidae
Gene: PEX5L
Product: peroxisomal biogenesis factor 5 like
Biological process (GO): protein import into peroxisome matrix, docking
Cellular component (GO): cytosol; peroxisomal membrane
Molecular function (GO): protein binding
Source: RefSeq, a predicted model, not a curated record